ACUCCAUGCCGGGUCUCUCCCUCCUGCUCGCCUCGGCUCGCUCGCGCGGCGACAGAGUUGGCACAAACCCCGCCGGCGCCGCCGCUCCUGCCCCUGCGCCCUCCGCGCCCGCCAUGGGGCCAACUGGGGGCUCCUAAGAGUUGUGGGCUCUCAGCAGCGCGAUCUCCGGCCAAAGUCACCACGGGCGGGUUAUGGCUUAGGGCGCCGAGGGGUCAGCCUAGAGGUAGCGGGAAGGGGAAAGGGCGGCUAACUGGGCAACAAGGGGAAACGAGAAGACAAGCCGAACGAUGAGUUUCCACAAGGAGGACGGAGUGAGCAGCCUGUGCCAGAAGGCGCUGCACAUCGUCACCGAGCUGUGCUUCGCGGGCCAGGUGGAGUGGGAGAAGUGCUCGGGCAUCUUCCCCCCGAAAGGGGGCAGCCAGGGCGGAGGCAGCACAGAUAUUUCAGUCAGCCUGUUAGCAGUCGUUGUCAGCUUUUGUGGCCUGGCCUUGCUGGUUGUCUCACUUUUUGUCUUCUGGAAGUUGUGCUGGCCAUGCUGGAAAAGCAAACCUGUGACUUCCAACAUUAGUACCCUGCCACAGAGCAUUUCCAGUGCUCCUACUGAAGUUUUUGAGACUGAAGAGAAAAAAGAAGUUAAGGAAAAUGAAAAGCCAGCUGUAAAAGCUAUUGAGCCUGCAAUAAAGAUCAGCCACACUUCCCCUGAUAUCCCAGCAGAAGUCCAAACUGCUUUAAAAGAACAUUUAAUUAAACAUGCACGUGUGCAAAGACAAAUUACUGAGCCUACAUCUUCAUCACGCCACAAUUCCUUCAGGAGACACCUACCAAGGCAAAUGCAGGUUUCCAGUGUUGACUUUAGCAUGGGCACAGAACCUGUUUUACAAAGAGGAGAAACAACAACCAGCAUUGGGAGAAUAAAACCAGAGCUCUACAAACAGAAAUCAGUUGACUCCGAGGGCAACGGAAAAGAAGACGUCAAAACCUGUGGGAAACUUAACUUUACCCUCCAGUAUGAUUAUGAAAAUGAACUUCUAGUUGUUAAAAUAAUCAAAGCCUUAGAUCUCCCUGCUAAAGACUUCACUGGAACUUCUGACCCUUAUGUGAAGAUGUAUCUUCUUCCAGAUAGGAAAAAGAAAUUUCAGACCCGUGUGCACAGAAAGACCUUAAAUCCUCUAUUUGAUGAAACUUUUCAAUUUCCUGUAGUGUACGACCAACUAUGCAACCGAAAGCUACAUUUCAGUGUGUAUGAUUUUGACAGAUUUUCUAGACAUGACAUGAUUGGGGAAGUGAUUCUUGAUAAUUUGUUUGAAGUCUCUGAUCUCUCCAGGGAAGCCACAGUAUGGAAAGAUAUUCAUUGUGCUACCACAGAAAGUAUAGACCUGGGUGAAAUCAUGUUUUCCCUUUGUUAUUUGCCGACGGCUGGACGUAUGACAUUAACGGUUAUCAAGUGCAGAAAUCUGAAGGCAAUGGAUAUUACUGGUUCAUCAGAUCCUUAUGUCAAAGUGUCUCUGAUGUGUGAGGGUCGAAGAUUAAAAAAGAGGAAAACAACUACAAAGAAAAACACUCUAAACCCUGUGUACAAUGAGGCUAUUAUUUUUGACAUCCCUCCAGAGAACGUGGACCAAGUCAGCCUCUCCAUUGCAGUCAUGGAUUAUGAUAGGGUAGGACACAAUGAGGUCAUAGGAGUGUGCAGAACAGGACUGGACGCGGAAGGUCUCGGGCGAGACCACUGGAAUGAAAUGCUGGCCUACCACCGAAAACCCAUAACACACUGGCACCCCUUGCUGGAGUUACCUGGCCGGGCAACCAGUUUUGAUAGUCAAGGAUCCUGUCCAUCUCCCAAACCACCUUCCACACCAUAAUGCCUCCAAAAUAAGAUCAUUAUAAUAAGGACCGAGGAUCAUGUGCUCAUUGGAUCAGGAAAAAAAAAAGUGGAAGGUUUUAUUUCCUCAUUUAAAAUAUAUCCAUCAUAAUGUACAAACUUGAUGUGUAAUUUUUUAUUUACUUUUUUGUCUGUUUUUUUUUUAAACUUUGAACAUCUUAAUACAUUUUACUUCAAUACAAAUAGUCCUUAGAUGCAUAAGGCAUUUUAUCCUUCCUGUCAUAUGCCUAUUAGCUCACAGUGUUUUAAUAUGUUCUAAUUCUUUGCAUAAGCAAAGAAAUAAGUUUUUUAAAGAUUAAUUACUUAUGUAAAAUUAAAUAUAGUUUAUGCUGCUAUUGUAUAAAGUAGCACAUGGCGCAUACAUAUGGUUUCGAUUUUGUUACAACUAUGUUCAUUUCCAAUUGUGCACAUGGUUCUAUAUAAACUUUAAAGGAAAUUUGAACUUAACUUACACAUCAUUAAAUCUUUGCACAGUAAAAUUGAUGUUACCUAUCUGAUAAUAUCUUUCUUUUAUCUCAGCAAAUUCUUUUCUUGGUGAGGUUUGGCUCUGCUAACCCUCAAGCUUGUUCUUUAAAACAUACAGAUAAAGCUGUAAAUUUAAAGAAUCAUUUUGAAUAUAAAUUUCAGAAGUGACACAUUUAGUGACUGGAAAGUGGAGAUUGAGCCAUUAUAGCUACUAUUUUAUACUGUCUUCUUGUUAUAUUAGUUCAAACAAUUGUUGCACCAUUUAACUGGUAUUUUUUUAAAUUCUAAUAAUCUCAAAUGUAGCAUUAGUAUUCUGAAGUGAAUAGAAUCAGAAGUUCAUUUUUAAAGUGUCUGUAAGGUUCUCAAAUACUAUGAUGUGUAUUUUUUGUGACAUGUUAUUUUUGUGACAUGAAGUUAUCUUGUAGGCCCUGUGUUUCUGGUAGAUCGUAUUAGCAGACACCAAAGGUACAACUAAACUGUCUGUGCUCAUUGUCGUUUAAAUUGUACACAGUAAUAGUGACUUUUAAACCCAAUCAGAAGCUAAUCAUUGAAACUGAGUAUUUUCUUAAAGAAAGGAUGAUUUAUUUUUCCGCAAACCACAGAAACAUACCGUAAAUAAUACAACUUCAACAUUUAAUAAAAAUAAACAAAUGAAUUGUAAAGGCCAAGACUUCCAGUCCUUUCGUGAGACGCAUUUGCCUUCAUAAGGACCAAGGAUCAGGCCACUAGAUGUAAAGACUAUGCAAAUGUUUUUACAAGACAGAACUUUCUUUUAAAUCAGGUCAAUUUUUCUGUCUCAUUUUCAGGCCCUAUUGGAAGGCAUCUAUAUUGGAUUACCCCAACCUUACUUUUGAGAUGUGUACUAUAGAUAGUGCAUAUUUCAGCUUAUUCUAAGAGAGAAAGGGGGUUUUUUUUUGUUUGUUUAAAAAAAG
Lemur catta (Ring-tailed lemur) is the source of this 3276-nucleotide messenger RNA. It is a transcript of the gene SYT10, whose product is annotated as synaptotagmin 10. Gene Ontology annotation, biological process: calcium-ion regulated exocytosis; regulation of calcium ion-dependent exocytosis; regulation of dopamine secretion. The coding region runs from base 288 to 1859 and encodes 523 amino acids. NCBI's taxonomy places the organism in Eukaryota, Metazoa, Chordata, Mammalia, Primates, Lemuridae. The record is from RefSeq and is a predicted model, not a curated record. The transcript has 7 exons. Gene Ontology annotation, cellular component: membrane. Gene Ontology annotation, molecular function: syntaxin binding; phosphatidylserine binding; clathrin binding.